UUGUCCUCCCUCAGGAGCGGCGGGAGAGGCUGGGCUCCCCUCAGGGGUUGCAUGAAGGGGGGAAUGUGUCUCGGUGUGUGUGCCCCAGGAGCGGCGUGGGGCGGGAAUGCCCCUGCCCUCCCUUCAGGAGCGGCACGAAGCGGGCUCACCAUGUCCCUGCCAGCAAAGAGGUGUGGAAGGCCCCCAAUGUUGUCUUUUCUGGAAAAGAAAAAGAGAAAGCAAAGUCUUGAUAGAAGAAGGGGGAAAACAAGGAUUUAUAUGGGGAAUCACAUUGACCGGUGGCUGACACUUAAGGAAAAGUUGGAUUUCAGAAAUGAUGCAGAAGUCGCAGGGUUUUUACUGGACAUGUAUGACAGCUACAACCCGUUGUCAAAAGCUACACUCUGUCCCCUCUCUGAGGGUGUGAGAAGGAUCACUGUGAAGGAAGCAAGAGUGCUGUCAGCCAGCACUUCUUUAAUAACAGCAGAUGGAACGUAUGACAGUGGUGACCAGCUGCUUAAAGAAUCUGCUUGUUCUGGAUUUGGAGAUGUGAGAAUUGUAACUGUGAAAGAGGAGGAAGAGAUGCUGCCGGACUGCAUGUUGACAAGGACAGCUGACAUUAGGGUGAGCAGCAAGAAGAAAGUCACACUCUUGCAUAACAAUAUGGGGCCAGUUUUUAGUCCAAUUUGAUUUUGCUGUGAGGUUAUUUUGAACUGUAAAGAAUUACUGUAAGUUGUAUGAAAUUCCAUGUUAUGUGUUGAACAGCACAUUAAACUUAAUUACCUAAAGUUUUA
This is a messenger RNA of Corvus hawaiiensis (hawaiian crow), 773 nucleotides long. RefSeq lists its product as uncharacterized. The record is from RefSeq and is a predicted model, not a curated record. The transcript is spliced from 6 exons. The coding region runs from base 52 to 669 and encodes 205 amino acids. Lineage: Eukaryota; Metazoa; Chordata; Aves; Passeriformes; Corvidae.